Anolis sagrei ordinatus is the source of this 1309-nucleotide messenger RNA. NCBI's taxonomy places the organism in Eukaryota, Metazoa, Chordata, Lepidosauria, Squamata, Anolidae. The record is from RefSeq and is a predicted model, not a curated record.
GAGCCCGCGACGAGCCCGUCUGAGGAGUGGCCCUAGGGAGCGCCUUUCCCUGCCGGGGCUGCUCAGACGCGCCUCCCGCCUCGCCACGCAGAGAAGCUCCGCCGCUCCCGCUGCCUUCGAGUCGCCGCCAUGCCCGUCAAGGGGGGCACCAAGUGCAUCAAGUACCUGCUCUUCGGCUUCAACUUCGUCUUCUGGCUUGCAGGAACAGCUGUUCUGGCAAUUGGACUAUGGCUUCGGUUUGAUUCGCGGACAAAAGAUAUUUUUGAUCAUGAAGAAAAUGAUACAACAUUUUAUACUGGAGUUUACAUUCUAAUUGGAGCUGGUGCUCUCAUAAUGCUUGUUGGUUUCUUGGGGUGCUGUGGAGCAAUACAAGAGUCCCAAUGCAUGCUUGGUUUGGUAAGUAAUGAUCCUGAGUUACUAAGCUUGAAGCUUCUGCUGAGCUGUAAAAUGAUCAAGGGUGCGGGGUGGGGUGAGGAGCUUAUGCUAAAGAAUAUUUACCUGAAACAUUUGCUCAUUUUUUCCUGUCUAUUGUCUGGCAUCUCCAGCUUUGCUUUGCCGCUGAUCCACCCCCUUAAUUUUCUGCAUCAGCAGACCAGCUGCAGAAUUUUUAAAGCAUUUUUGGCCACUCAAAGUCCACUACAGGGACCUGGGGCAGAAAUUGCCCCCAGACUCACUGAGGUUGCUGAUAAUGUGAAGAAUUUUUAUGAUUCAGUAUAUAAGAAAAGAAGCGAACCUUCUGCCAAAGAAACUCUGAGAGCUCUUCAACAUGCUCUAAACUGCUGUGGCUAUACUGGAGCAAUUGAGGCGACAUUUCAAGACACCUGCCCCAAACAAGAACUUUCUGAAAUGCUUAAAUUACAGUCAUGCCAUGCCGCUAUUGAUGAUUUCUUCACCACAAAACUGAACGUGAUUGGAGCAGUGGGCAUUGUUGUUGGUGUGGUGAUGAUUUUUGGUAUGAUUUUCAGCAUGAUCCUUUGCUGUGCUGUUCGCAGAAGCAGAGAAAUGAUUUAACACCAUCUCGGUGGACGCCGUUCCUGUAUACAAGGAAUUUGUGACUAUUAAAUCAGCAUUCCUAAAGGCAGUUCUUAAAUUAAUAUGUAUAUUUAAUUCUUUAUUUCAUACUGAUGUUCUUAAAUUUUGCUGAUGUUUUUAAAAACUUUAAAGGAAUCUGCUAUUGAAAAAUUACCAACAACUUGUAUAUAAGGUUUUUAUCUCUAAAAUUGUGUUUUUCUUUCUUCAGACUUACAACUGGCAUUGUAACUUGUGUUGAAGAAUAUUUGAUACUUAAUAAAGAUUUAACAACACACAA